Molecule: messenger RNA, 1573 nt
Organism: Trichoplusia ni (cabbage looper)
Lineage: Eukaryota; Metazoa; Arthropoda; Insecta; Lepidoptera; Noctuidae
Product: zinc finger protein 235
Exons: 8
Coding region: 75-1484 (469 amino acids)
Cellular component (GO): nucleus
Source: RefSeq, a predicted model, not a curated record
AGCAGCAACAUCAGCAGCAGCAGCAGCAACAACAACAAAAUUCUAACAACAAUGCUGCAAGACACCAUCAAGAGAUGCAGAAAUCAAACCAAAUAAUAUUCCCGCAGCAAACUCAGAACGGCAAUGCUCAUCAAGGUCACCCAUCGCCGCCAACCGUUAGUUCGACACAACACCACUAUGCUACCAUCAAUUCACCAAUUAAAGUGCCGCAAGUUAGUUCAAGCACCGGAGGACCUGACAGCACGUUUACUGUACCCGAUGACGUAGGCAUGGGAUUUGAAGGAGGCGUUCGAGUUUUACAAAGUCUCGGCAAUUGUUCGUUUGAUUUCGCCAGGUCACCAGAAGUAACACACAAUAUACCUCGCCCGAACUUGAUACCUUUUACGGAACCAUAUGCUGAAGGAGGAUCCAUGCAUCCAGGGACUAGAUUAAAAGCAUUGCAAACUACAUCUGUCAGAAAGCAUCCUGCUAUAAAAGCUACUAGCUCUACCAGUGAAGGAAGCAAAGCGUUCGAGUGCACUGUUUGCGGUAAAGGCUUAGCUCGUAAAGAUAAGUUAACGAUACAUAUGAGAAUACAUACAGGGGAGAAACCGUACGUUUGCGAAGUGUGUAACAAAGCUUUCGCGCGUAGAGACAAACUAGUGCUACACAUGAACAAACUGAAGCACAUAACGCCGUCGAACAUAGCACCUUUAGGUAAAAGAACCAUCACAAUACCACCCUUAAAACUAGACGACGUGAAGCCUCAACUGACCAAGCAGGAGGACACUAAGCCGAGUCAGGCAGAGAUCGCCGCGGUGGCGGCAGCGCAGCAACAGCAACAGCAGCAGCAACAGCAACAACAGCAACAGCAACAGCAGCAACAACACUCACACCAGCAGCCGAUCCAGGUGUGCCAGGUACCUGGACACAACUUUACGAAUACAAACCUAGUCCACACAAGUGCAGCUUCAGCCGCGGUGGCUGCAGCGACUGCUGGCAUGGUGGUGUCGUGGUCGUGUGAGCUGUGCGGUAGACUGUUUGCUACCAGGGAUGAAUGGAGUGCUCACGCUAAGUCGCAUCUUCCUGACACCAAGCUUCUACAGGACAAGAUGCAGCAGGCUUCGCAACAUCAGCAACAAGAGAAGGUUCAUCUAUCAAAUCAGGAGAAGCUGCAACUACUUCACCAUCACAAUCAGAACCAGCAGAUCCUAAAUGGCCAUGGUAUUGCGACAGCUUCGGUAUCCACGGCAACGGUUGUUAACGAAGGAGGUGGCGGUGGCGGGGGAGGGGCGUACUUCACACAUGGACACAAUCACUAUGCUCCUGAGAGACCACCACAUGGCCACGCCCAUCAUCUUUGUCUCAUGUGCAGACAAGAGUUCGCUGGCAAGGCAGAAUUCAUGUUCCAUGUAAGAGGCCACUUCGAAGGCAAAGUGAGUGACAUCGCAGCAGCUGACGUGUUAGCCCGUUCUCUAGUAGAUAAUUCUGGGCUGUGUACCUGAGCCCCGCCAACGCCCCUCAGCGCUUUCCACACCGACUGUAAUAAGGGCGUCUUCCCUGACGAUACGAUCAUGCUGAAGUUUUAGAUCGA